Caenorhabditis auriculariae is the source of this 2389-nucleotide messenger RNA. NCBI's taxonomy places the organism in Eukaryota, Metazoa, Nematoda, Chromadorea, Rhabditida, Rhabditidae. The record is from the annotation of a GenBank genome assembly.
AUGAGCUCAAGAGACGAGGAAUACGACUACCUGUUUAAAAGUGAGUUUUUUGGGGCUCUAGUUCAUUUAUUUUUAGCUUAGAAUACUUAUUUUGUGUCAAGAUCGUAUUUGGAGCUCAAGUCAUGUGCCUUUAACAUUUGAAGCUUUUUUUUUCAAUUUUUCAGUUUUUUUUUUGCAAUUAGUUCAUAUAGAAGCCAUCCAAAGGCGCAUCAAAAAGCCUCCAUUUCGGGUCAAAAUAUUACUUUGAGCUUUAGGCCUGCGCCUUUAAAUUUUGAAAUUUUUUUCUUCUAAUUUUUCAACUUUUCAGUCAUUUUUUUGCAAUUAGUUCAUAUUAAAGCCACCUAAAGGCAUCUUUGAAUUGAAGGCGCAUCAAAAAGUCUUAAUUUCGUGUCAGAAUCUUACUUGGAACUGAAGCCAUGCGCCUUUAAAAUUUGAAACUUUUUUUGCAAAAUGUGCAAGUUUAUGAGUUAUUUUUUGCGGUUUAUUCAUAUAGAAGCCAUCCAAAGACUUUCAAAAUUUAGAGGCGCAUCAAUGAGCUUUAAUUUCAUGUCAAAAUCUUACUUGGAGCUCUAGGCAUGCACCUUUAAAGUCUGAAGUUUUUUUUCGAUUUUUCAAGUUUAUCAAUCAUUUUUAAUCAAUUGAUAUUGAAGCCUUCUAAAGGCCUCUUACAAUCAAAGGCGUAUCAACAAGUCCUAAAAGACAUUAUGAAAUUAUUUUCCAUACAAUUCUUCAAAAUAUGCUUCCAGUUGUCCUGAUCGGCGAUUCUGGAGUCGGAAAAACGAAUAUUUUAUCAAGAUUCGCCAAAAAUCAAUUCUCACUCGAUUCUCAGACGACGAUAGGUGUGGAGUUUUCGACGAAAACGGUUCAGGUGAAAAAUUACUUGGUUUUGAAAAUUUUGAAAACUUGAUGAGAUGGAAAUGCGCUCCAUGGAUAAAGAAAAGUCAUACUCCAUAUUUUUCGAAUUUUUUACACAAAAAUUAGUAUUUUGAUUUUCUGAAUUGUUUCUAAACGCUUGGAGUUAUAUAAAUAUUUUUUAAACCUCUUUCUGACCAAGAAAAUGAUAGAAAAGAGAGUUUCCAACGAAAAACCGGUGAAAGUUGUUGAUUGAACAUUUCAAAAUUGACUUUUUUUCUUUUUUUCUGUUAUUUAUGUUAUAGGUUGUUUAUAAGAGAAAAAAAUAACCAAUUUUUUUAGACAAUAAAAAGAUUUUUUUCAGAUCGAAGGAAAGACAGUAAAAGCUCAAAUUUGGGACACGGCCGGCCAGGAAAGAUACAAGGCCAUCACUUCGGCUUAUUAUCGUGGCGCCGUUGGAGCUUUGGUCGUUUAUGACAUUGGUGAGGGAAAUGAUCGCACUUUAAAGAUUUGAUCCGUCUGGCCAAUAGAUUGACCGAAAAAAAUCCACUGGGAAGGUUAGGAAUUGUGUUUUUGUACUAGGAAUUUUUUUCGAGUAUUUUCCUAUAAAUUUAUCGAUUUAAAAAUCCAAAGAAGUUCAUUUUUAGGAAUGUAUGUACACAUACUUACGUAACUAAACAGAACUUUUUUAUUAUUCAGGAAAAAAACGAUAAAAAAAUUUUUUUAUUUUUUUGAACGAUUUUGGCAUUAGGGAAACUGUCGCAAUACAAAAAAAUUCUCUGUUCCAAAAAUAUUCCUGUCUUUUUCUCGAAAUCCGAUCCUUUUCUCAUUCAAAUUAGCUUUUCAGAACCUCAAUUUACAAUAAGAAACAGGAAAUAUCUCGUUUCAAAUUAAUUUUGAUGGAUUUUAAGGAUUUCUUUUUUUCCGAAAAAAACCAAUGAAAUUAAAGAAAUUAUCUUGUUUUUUUAUUUUAAAAUUGAACUGAAUCAUCCUGAAAUUCUUUUUUUCUAUUAAUUUAGCGCUUUGAAGCUUCCAGUUUCCAUUUACAACAAAAAAACAUCUUGUUUUUUUAUCAACCACUGAUAAUUUUAACAUAAUUAUUUCAUUUUUCAAGCCUUUAUUCAAGUUUUAAAAUUUAGCCAAGCAUGGAUCGUACGAAAGUGUGGAAAAAUGGCUGAAAGAACUGAGAAACCACGCCGAUCAGAACAUUUUCAUCAUGUUGGUCGGAAACAAAACCGAUUUACGACAUCUGAGAUCUGUACCAACCGAUGUCGCCAGAAUGUACGCCGAGAAGAAUAAAUUCGCUUUUAUUGGUAGAAAAAAAUUGAAUAAAACUCAGUAAUACGAUAAAUUUUCAGAAACCUCGGCAUUGGACAGCACAAACAUCGAAUCGGCCUUCCUGAACAUUUUAACCGAAGUUUUCCACAACGUCAGGAAAAAUAUCCUGACCGAUCAUCAGCACAUCGACAAACAGACGACAAUUAUCCCUUCCGCCGACUCGAAACCCGAAAAAUCUUCCCGAUGCUGUUCUUUAUAA